GCCACGACGAGCGCCGGUAGCCGCGGGGAGGCCGCGCCGGGCCCCGCCCCGCCAACAGCAGGGCCCCGCCCGGGAGCGCCGGGACGACUGAGAAGAGGAGCAGAAAGAAGCCCGAGAAGCGCCGCCGCCAUGCUGAGCGUGUUCCGCUCCAUCCCCACGCAGAUGGACUACAAGGGCCAAAAAUUAGCAGAACAGAUUUUUCAAGGAAUCAUUCUUGUCUCUGCAGUAAUUGGUUUCAUCUAUGGAUACAUCACUGAACAGUUUGGAUGGACUGUCUACAUAGUUAUGGCUGGAUUUGCUUUAUCAUGUUUGCUGACACUCCCUCCGUGGCCCAUGUACCGCCGCAAUCCCCUCAAGUGGCUGCCAGUCCAGGACUCCGGCACGGAAGAGAAGAAGGCAGCAGACAGGAAGCCAAAGAGACAUUCUAAAAGCUAAAAAAUUACUGUUUCCAGGUUGUUACUUUGUUUGUUAAAUUCAUUUCCAAUGAGAAAUACUUCUUGGCUUAGUGUUUGGGUUUUUUCUUAGUAUUUUGUAUGCAACCAAGCUCUGCAGGGAGCAUGAAGGCUGGAGUUUGGAAAUUGGGUCUGGAGUUUCAGGGGAGUCACUGAGAACACAGGGAUGUGGGGAUUAACUUCAGAAGGCUACUGGAGGUAACACCUGGAGUAUUUCACUAAAAAGGAACACAGUGAAUCAAAUUAAUUCUAGUUGCCAUAGAUAAUAAAGAGCUGGACUUCAACUGAAAUAUUUCUAACUGUGUGUAAAACAAGCUGUCAGUAGUGCCAGGUUUUAACAAAUACUGUGAAAUGGUACAUGCCCCACAGUUCUGAAAAUAACUGUUCUAGGAUUGGAGGGUGCAGUUUUUGUUUUAAAUAAAUUUUCCCUGGAAGAACAAGUAAGAAUAGCUCUUGAAACAUUGUAACUCAAGCGUGUAGUGUGUGUGAGGCAGCAGGAUCCAUAUGUAUGGCAUUUUAUUUUACUAGUCAUGUCAGUAAGCUCCCUCACAGCUGCUGGAGGUUACAGUAUUUCAACUACAGGCAGGAAAAGAGACAGGUUGUUCAUUUAUAAUUUUAUUUUACAAAUUCAA
Messenger RNA from Sturnus vulgaris (Common starling), 1084 nucleotides. It is a transcript of the gene SPCS1, whose product is annotated as signal peptidase complex subunit 1. The record is from RefSeq and is a predicted model, not a curated record. Gene Ontology annotation, cellular component: membrane; signal peptidase complex. NCBI's taxonomy places the organism in Eukaryota, Metazoa, Chordata, Aves, Passeriformes, Sturnidae. Gene Ontology annotation, biological process: protein targeting to ER.